Dentiscutata heterogama is the source of this 609-nucleotide messenger RNA. NCBI's taxonomy places the organism in Eukaryota, Fungi, Glomeromycota, Glomeromycetes, Diversisporales, Gigasporaceae. The record is from the annotation of a GenBank genome assembly.
AUGUCUUCUAUUGAUUUAAGUUUUUUCGACAAUAUUGAUGCAGCGAUGGAAGAAGAGGCUGCAAGAAAAGAAGAAAUACUUCGGCUAGUACGAGACUUUGAUAAGACUUGCCGUGCUAUCACUGCUAUUUUGAAUAGAGUUCAUUCUGCUCAGGCCGAGGAAGUACCAACAGUCGGCAAAUUAGCUAUUGAUAGAUUUGAAGAAGUUAGACAGCACAUGACAAACCUUGCAAAACUUGUACCUCAUCAACAAUAUUACAGAUAUAAUGAACUUUGGAGUAGAACAGUUCAGAAUUCAGUUUUUCUUGCAGCAUUUGCAAUCUAUCUCCAAUCUGAAAAAUUAAUAACUGCAAAUGAAUUAGAAUCAUUGCUUGGUGCCAAGAUCAAUCUAAAUAAUGAUCUACAGGACUUUCACAUAUCUCUCGAAGAAUUCCUUCAUAGUUUUAUUACUUUAACUAAUGAAUUGUCUCGACUCGCUAUCAACUCAGUCACAGUUGGUGAUUAUAAUCGGCCAAUUCGAAUCUCACAUUUUGUUCAACAAUUAUAUACGGGAUUCCAAUUGUUGAAUCUGAAAAAUGAUGCUUUGAGAAGGCGUUUUGAUGGAAUAAAG